Umbelopsis ramanniana AG is the source of this 480-nucleotide messenger RNA. RefSeq lists its product as uncharacterized. The transcript is spliced from 2 exons. NCBI's taxonomy places the organism in Eukaryota, Fungi, Mucoromycota, Umbelopsidomycetes, Umbelopsidales, Umbelopsidaceae. The record is from RefSeq and is a predicted model, not a curated record. The coding region runs from base 1 to 480 and encodes 159 amino acids.
AUGCGUCUACUUUUGUGUGUGUUAUUUUGCGUUGUCGCCGUUCAUGCACAGCUUAUUCAGUUUCAGCAACCCAACCUUGGAAAACUUGGUAACGGUGAUACUGCCCUCCUUUCAUGGACUGUUGUUGGACAACAUGCUGUCAACCCACCCUUGACAGACCAUAAUUACCCUUCGUCUUUGACACUGUUCUACUCAUGGACCAAGAAUAGCGACCCCAGCGCAACCUUUCAAAUACAGGCAUCAAGUGGCCUUAGCGCUCGCCCAAGCGCUAAUCCAGCUCGCAACUUGACUCAUACCUCCACCUGGAAGCUACCCAACUGCAGAUUGUUUUACCGAUACCCUCCGGAUGAAUACACUUUUUCAUUCAUCGCUCAACCUGUGUACCCUUCAACCCGUAGCAAUACCACAAGUCCUGGCGUCGAGCCCAUUCGAAUCCAAGUAUUCAUGCAAAACAACAUUGCCACUUUCCCAAAGUGCUAG